GCCGGCAAUUGGUUAUCACGUACAUCGCCACACGCGCUCAGCAGAUCCACUUCCUUUCCAGGGACAAAUCUUACCCACGUACUACCGAUUUUUCGAUUUUUCCUGCAAACCGAACAAGUUAAAAGAUGGCAGCUCUCACGAAACUCACCAUAAUCAAGCUCAUCGAGCUCAUUCUGGUCAUCGUGCUCCUGGUGUUGCACUAUGACACAGUCAACGGCACCUCGUACGAAGAGCUGCUCUCAAUGACGGCGUUCGGUGGCUACCUCAUCAUUCUGAUCGGUAUCUUUGCCGGUGCGACAACCGGCACUCCCGUCAACCGACGAAUCGACCUCUAUUUCACCCUAGUCGGUUGCGUCCUGUUCAUUGUGACCGGUAUCAUGAUCUUCAACAACCAGCGCGUCAAGCACAUGGUCCGAGGUAUCCUUGCCGUGAUCGAGGGCGUUCUGUUUCUGGUCGAUGCCGUCUUCACUUUCAGAGGCGAGGCAUAAGAUGCCAGGGUGUAUUCAUCCCCCCCAUUCCCUUCUCUCUCUCUCUCUGUCAAUAAAUUGUAACUACGUCUCUGUCGUGUAUGUCACCCUCAAAAAGAUGUUCUAGCGAGUUUCGUUGUCUUAUUCCGUAAAAUGUUCUUGAGACGGGAGAGAUAAUUCUAUUUUUUUUUUUUUUUAACAGAUUUUAUGCAGUGCGUGUUCGUAUUCCAUUCGGUUUUGUUAGUUUCGUCAAAAUGAGUUUUGUAAAAGUACUCCUUGAAUUUUCUGUUAAUAAUACACUGCCAAAAUAAUAUCGUUGGUGUAGUGUUAAACACUUUUUUUUUUUUUUUUUCAAAAAAGCGAUCCACUAAUCUUACUGGAAAUUUU
Molecule: messenger RNA, 854 nt
Organism: Copidosoma floridanum
Lineage: Eukaryota; Metazoa; Arthropoda; Insecta; Hymenoptera; Encyrtidae
Biological process (GO): septate junction assembly
Cellular component (GO): plasma membrane
Source: RefSeq, a predicted model, not a curated record